This is a messenger RNA of Setaria italica (foxtail millet), 1273 nucleotides long. RefSeq lists its product as uncharacterized. NCBI's taxonomy places the organism in Eukaryota, Viridiplantae, Streptophyta, Magnoliopsida, Poales, Poaceae. The record is from RefSeq and is a predicted model, not a curated record. The coding region runs from base 100 to 630 and encodes 176 amino acids. The transcript has a single exon.
CGCCCCUCAGUUUGCCCAAACCACCAGCCAGACCACUCCCUCUGAACUCUGAAGUCUGCGCCCAAUUCGAAGCUCCAAAUUGCUUGCUCGCGAUCUCCCAUGGCGGCGGCGGCGGCGACCACCAGGAGGCCAAGUGGGCCGGUUCUCUCAGCCGCGCACUACCGCUCCGCCUCACCCACGCGCAUCAAGCUCGCCGGCGCCGGCGCCCGGUCACCGGCCGGCCAGUCUGUCAGCGUCUCGUCCCCUGCCGGCGGCGCGCGGAGCCGGCGGACCUGCAUGUGCUCGCCGACGAACCACCCGGGCUCCUUCCGCUGCAGCCUCCACAAGGAACGCAAGGCCCCGCACGGCGGCCACAAGCCGACCUCCCCGCCGUCGCCGCCGUCCCUGGCGGGCAGCUCGAGCUCGAUGACCACCAGCCGGCUUGGCGCGAGCGCGAGCAGGCGGAUGGGCAGCGCGCUGGUGCGGAUCGGCGCCGUGGAGGGCGGCGAGUGGGCGCGCCGGGCGCUGGCGGCGACGGUGCGCCCCUCGCCCGCCGCGCAGCAGUCGCAGCACCGGCGGCGCGUGGGCGGGUUCCGCCCCCGCCCGAGCCGGCUCUCCGCUGUGUCCAUGGCCGGCGACAACGACCAAUAGACGCGCCGACAUGUCGUAGACAUAGCAUAGUAGUAGCAGUAUAGCAAUAGUAAAUAGGAAUCUCUAUAGCAUUAUGUAACGCCGAGAAGCCAGUGGAAUCAGGGGGUUUUGGACCCUGAUCCAUCGAUCCAAGGAAAAAUGCUUUCUUGUGUACAUAGAACUCUAUCUCAGCUAGCUGAUGAGCUGAAGGAGGCCGUCGGUUUGGAUGGAUAAACAUGAGUGAGGAUUGGAGACAUCUGAAUUGCCCCAACAGUGGAGACCGCUUGCGUCCAGAUCAACCCCGUCCUUUCUGUUUCUUCUUCCGCGGCCUCAUCUUCCCAGUUGUUGGGUCCGUCCGGAUAAGCUCGGGCAUCUUGAGUGCAGGUGACGCCUCUGCCUCCGCGGGCGGCCGUCGCGCCCGCCGUCAUGCGGCCCCCGUGCAUGCCAGCCAAGUCGGCGGGCCGCGGGCGGGUAGGCAGGCAGGCAAGCAGGGCGUGGGGAUGAGGAGCCUUCCACCUCGUGGGCUCCCCGGCUCGAAGCUUUGCCACGGGAAUACGGUGGGCGGCGCAGCUAGCCUUGCGUCACCUGCCUAAACAACUAUGUUCUUCACCAGAAAUCAGUUAACGUUCGUGAAUAAUAAUACUGUCGAUGAUACAGUUGAGAA